Messenger RNA from Bursaphelenchus okinawaensis, 2812 nucleotides. Lineage: Eukaryota; Metazoa; Nematoda; Chromadorea; Rhabditida; Aphelenchoididae. The record is from the annotation of a GenBank genome assembly.
AUGCCGGUCACUGUGGUUGAGGGCCCCAAAUCCGGCUCGAAUCGGUCGGAAGUGUGGAAGUAUUUUACGGAAACGGUCGGUGGGGCCAAGUGCAAGCUGUGUGGCCAGUUGCGUGUUCGCUCUGACAAAAGCACCAAGACCAUGCACGACCAUUUGCGUACGGCGCACAAGGAUGUCUCAUACCAGAAGGCAUAUCCUAACAGGAAACCGCAGCGCAUCGUACCUAAUAUUCGACCGCCAAAGGUGAGGGUUGUUAGUUGUAGUAAUUUUUGAUAUUAAUUUCUUUAGUAUACUACAUUUUAUAGGUUAAAAAGUUAUACACGGUACAUGUUUUUGGUUUUUAGUGUGUUUUUGUACAUUUUUUAUAACUAUUUAUGAAAAAUAUUGCUUUUAGUCCGUAUCCGAAAGCAAAUCGACAGUAGUAUCAACGGCCGUUCAUCAAUCACGUAAAAUCGAGGUGGAUGCCGAUAGACAUGUAUUAUGUUUAAUAUUGCGUUGCAUGGUAGACUUCAAUACAGUUUUAGCAGCUCCUGAGUUUCAGUCUUUGAUGCAAGCAUUAUAUCCUACUUAUAAAGUAGGUGAUUUGUAUUGAUAUUGAUUUUAUGUUUUUUAUUGGUCAUUAAUUGUUGAAUUUGUUUAAAACAGCUAAAUUUGCAAUGUUUCAGAUGAAGUCUCGAACUCAUUAUGGUUGUGUUGUAAGCGAAAGAGAAUCAAAUCGUAUCUCGUAUCAAGUAACGCCUAAGAAUAAGGAGUUUUUCUCAUUAACAGCCGACUGGAUUUCCAGUGAUUUUGAUAAUCUUAUAACGUAAGUUUUAUAUUUUCUUUAUUAUUUUUAAUAUAAUUUUUUUAUACGUUUUAUUAUGUUGUGUUUUUUAGAUUCUCAUCUCAUCAUCUUACUGAAGAUUAUAAGGACGUUAGUGGAAUCUUGUUUGCCAAUUCUUUUGGACCGUCUACUUCAGACUUGGACAUUGCCGAACGUUUCCGGCAAAAACUACGCGAAAUGCAUGUUGAUAUUAACAAAUUGGUCGCAAUAUGUCAUAAUGGCAGCUUUGUAAAUAUUUCUCGUCUUUUAAAUGUAAAUAGGUAAGGAGUUUUACACAAUUGUUUGGCUUUAUGUCUUCAUUGUGAAAUUUUUUAUGCAUUUUUGUUAUUUUUCAUUUAAUAUUGAAUAUCUUGGAUUUUUUAGUUUUGAAUGUGGUGCCAGGGUGAUAUCUCGUGUUGUGCAAAAAGCCCUGGACGUCGAUUGUGUACAGUUUAUCAUAACCAGAGCCAGAAAUUUAAUCGAAAAUUACAAGAAACACGCGAAAACAAAAACAUUUUUUCAUGACCGCUUCAUCAAGAAUGUAAGUUUUACGCUUGAGGUUUGAAAGUUUUACAGGUAACCCUGAUUACGAUUAAAAUUGACAAAAAAGUUGUAGGAAGCCAAAAAGCAUAACAUUUGUUAAAUAUAUUUAAAAUUUUUAGGACAAAAACUGGGUCAGAGCUUGUGAAAUGCUGACAGCGUUGGUGACAAAUUCCGAAACCUUGAACAUUAUAGCUGAAGAAUUGAGUAAAAAGGAAACAAAUACAAGGUUAUGCCUUGAUGAAGAAGAAGCCGAAGUUUUUUCACAUUUGUCCAUUAUCAUGCUUACCUUCAGGGAAGAGGCGAUACGAGUAUGUUUUGAUAAAAGCUUGAUUCAUAAACAAUAGUCGUCAACUGUAAAUUGUAGUUUUGAGUAUAGUGAAUAUAAAGAAAGACGUAGUAUUUAUUUCUUGCGGUAUAUUAUGAUAAUAUAGAAAUUUACAUCAAAAACCCAUUGAUUUAAUUUUAGCUUUCCCAAGAUUGUGCGUCCGCCUACUUUCCUACUUUCAUCAAGCUCAAAUCUUUCGUGGACUGUUAUCACCACACGACUGGCGGUGUUAUCGAGGUAUUUAUCAACACUCUAAAACAAGAGCUUUCAUUUAUCUGCGAACAAAUCAAACAAAACAAAUUCCUGAUGCUUUGCGCUGUGGUGGAUCCACGUUUUCGUAAUCGACCAGACUACUGUCAUGUGGAUUGGGGCCAAAUGGAAGGCGACUUCCUUGAUUUCGCCCUAAAUUGUGCUCUAAAAGUUCAGCCACAGAUUGAGAAACGAGAAGAACCAGCAAAUAAUAUCACCCAAAUAUUUGAAUUAAUGAUCAACAGGGUGGAUAAACAACAACAAGACAAUGGAUGCAUAAAGUUGGCUCCAAAAGAUGUGAAGGAAGAAGUCCGAGAAGUUACUAAAGAGGUCGUGACAUCAGAAUCAGAGAAAAUCGAAGACAAACAACUAAGAUCAACGAAACCCGUAGACAUCUGGAGCAAUGUGCCAUCAAUGAGAGAAGAAAACGACCUCAACUUUAGAUUGUCAUUCUCUGUGACAUUAAAGUGUGAACUGGACCAGUUUGCUAAGAUGGAAUGCAUUGACCGCAAUUCGUCGCUACAAGAAUGGUGGAUACAACAUUCAAACGAAUUCCCGAGGUUAAAGCGAUUUGCGAUUAUCUUGAAUGCAAUCCCGGCAACGGCUAUAUGUUCAGAUCAACUUUUCGGUCCUGAGGCUACACAGUAUUCGGCAAAGUUGUUGAGAUGGUAAGUAAACCAAAAGUCGUUCCCAAGAUUAAAAUAGUAAAUAUUAUUCUGUGAAUUUUAACUUUAAAAUUACGGCAAGGAACGUGUUACGUACGCCAUUUAAUGCCUUACUUUAGGUUCGGCCAUAAGUCGACGGCCAACUGUUUGAUGAUCAAGUCGAACAUGAGCCCUUUUAAACGUCUACCCUUCCAAUUCCAGCCUAAUAAAACCGAAGAUGACUCAUGA